Messenger RNA from Seminavis robusta, 1239 nucleotides. The record is from the annotation of a GenBank genome assembly. NCBI's taxonomy places the organism in Eukaryota, Bacillariophyta, Bacillariophyceae, Naviculales, Naviculaceae.
AUGGCUUCCCAAGAAGCAGCGGCUGCUGUAAAAGCAACCAAAGGAGCCAAUUUCAAAAUUGUAGAAGACUUGGAGGCUUGUAAAGCCUUCCUUCGUGCCAGUGAAGAUGGGGAGGUUGGCACCUACAUGAAGAGCGCAGACUUCAAGAAGAAGGUCCAUGUUAUUUACUGUAAGCUUAUCAAGGAUCACAAUGCCAUAAUGGGUACUCACUUUACCACCAGAACGGCUAAAUCUGUCUUUAAUCGGUUCAAAAGGCUGUCAAGAUUGGUGUUGAAAUUCUCGGGUAUCGAGGCCACUCAACCACAACUUUCGGGCGACACAGGAGGUGAGGAGUACAAGAAACUGUGCUUCAAGACAUUCUGUACUCGGUACAAGCAAGAUGCUUCUAUUGUGGAGAAUGUCUAUCAAUGCAAGCAGAUUCUGGAUGGCCACCAGAAAUGGACAGUUUGGGAACGUCGCAAACAAGGCCUUGACGAUGAGGGCAAUCCAAUUGAGAAAGAAAAGAAGGAGCGGCCUACUGGGACCAAGAGGUCCAAGCAACUUGCAAAAGAUCGUGCCUUGCUUGAGCAGCUGGUUGGUACCAGCGAGAAGACCAAGGAGGAAGAGAGCGAUAAGAAAGCCAAAGCGAAAGAUGACAUGUUCAAGGCAGUUGGUGCUUCCAUGCAACAAGUCGGCACUUCCAUGGAUAAAAUGGUCUCCACCAUGUCCGAUGCCAUGAAAGAGCAGAAUGACUUAAAGUUUAUGGAAAUGCUAUCACCAAACUCUCGUCAAGCUUACGUGAAAGAGAAGUUUAAGUUGAAGAUGCUGGAAAUGAAGAAUCAGCGAAACGCGCUCGCAAAGGAAACUCCUCGCCAAACACUUCAAUCACCCAAGAAGAAGCAGGGUAUCCCCGACAACGCUACCAUCAUUGCAUUGGAUGAUGACAAAGGAGAUGACAAAGAGGAUGGCAGCGAAUAUGACGAAGAGUCGGCAUCUGGAUUGCCCGAUGACAGCCCUGGCGACAGCCGUCCUAAAACCAAUUGCUUUGCCAAGCGCAGGGUCAAUGAGUACUGUACUCAAGAUUCUGAUCAAGACUGCGAUAAUGCUACUGGAAAAAGGAAGUUUGUUGACGAAUAUGGUCAUGUGCUGAACUCUCAUUACCGCUCUUAUUCAGAGAGAGGUGGUAUCACCAAUCAGAAGCAACGCUCACCGAAAGUACAUGGCGGAAGAGGGCGACUCUUCAGACAGCAAUUGACAUGA